Acomys russatus (golden spiny mouse) is the source of this 1494-nucleotide messenger RNA. It is a transcript of the gene Mycbp, whose product is annotated as MYC binding protein. Bases 76 to 456 code for a protein of 126 amino acids. Gene Ontology annotation, biological process: regulation of DNA-templated transcription. The record is from RefSeq and is a predicted model, not a curated record. The transcript has 5 exons. Gene Ontology annotation, molecular function: transcription coactivator activity. NCBI's taxonomy places the organism in Eukaryota, Metazoa, Chordata, Mammalia, Rodentia, Muridae. Gene Ontology annotation, cellular component: nucleus.
CCAUGAAAACAGGCCACACCCCGGCGAUCCCGGCCCGUACCUGCCCAGUGCGCAGACGCGCGCGCCGUUCCGCGCAUGAGCAGUGCGGCUCGGAGCCCGCCAGCCCGUGUCUCCGGCGCCAGCUACGCCGCUGUGGCUGUCACUAUGGCCCAUUACAAAGCCGCCGACUCGAAGCGCGAGCAGUUCCGGAGGUACUUGGAGAAGUCGGGGGUGCUGGACACGCUGACGAAAGUGCUGGUAGCCUUAUAUGAGGAACCAGAGAAGCCCGCCAGUGCCCUGGAUUUUUUAAAGCAUCACUUAGGAGCUGCUACCCCGGAAAACCCAGAAAUAGAGCUGCUUCGCCUAGAAUUGGCAGAAAUGAAAGAGAAAUAUGAAGCUUCUGUAGAAGAAAAUAAAAAACUGAAAGCGAAGCUUGCUCAGUAUGAACCACCUCAGGAGGAGAAGCGUGCUGAAUAGGAUUCUUCUCAGUUGAAAAGACACUGAAAACUGGUUUUGUAUCACUUGAAUAGCUUGUAUAGUAUAUAAUCUUUCCUGAAAAGAUGCUAUAAACUUUUAAUAUGUUAAAUUCACUCAUCACAUAUGUUAUAAACACAUAUACAUAGAAUCACCAAUAAAAACUCAAUAUAACUUUCUUUGGGUCUUAAAGCAGGAGAAUCCAAAGUAGAUCAUGAAGAAAAGCUAAAGAGCCACAUAACUUUUCACUAAAAGAUGUUUUAUUUAUUAUCCAGUUAGGAAUGAUGGUACUGGUUAUAUUUUAGCUAGGAGAUUAGCAUGGAGCUGUCCCUUGGUUCAGAGUUGAACAGAGUAGGCACACUCAUUCUUGAAGUUCAUAUUUCCUGUAGACAGCUGCACACAGCUGUGAUGUAUGGUGCUUUGGCAUUGGUCCCCACGCAUCUUCCGCUCCUUUUAUAAUGUGGAACAAAUAACUCUUCUUCGCCACCACUUGCCUUAGAUAACUUUGUGUGUGCCAGUGUGAACUCUGACACCACAUUUUCUUUCUGUGCAAUCACGCCCAUCCGAUAAUGCUGCCUUGCUGUGUGUGUGCUUUAGUGUGUUCUGGUUGCAUAUCAGUCGGUUGUUUUCAGUUUGCUUAAUGCUGCAGUUACCUUGAUUGUAAUUUACAUAGCUUCCAACAGGACUACACUCUUACCUUGCCUUACUUCCUUCCGUAGUUGAGCACAGAAGAGAGAUAAUAUGAAAUUCUGGGUUCAUGCACAAGCUGGGAUAGGAAAGGCAAUGAGCCAUUAUGUCACAGAUGGUUAUAGUAUGUAAUUACAGGGACUUCUUUCCCCUCAAAGGUUAUUUUUUGAGCCUUGAACUCAUUUUAUCUUUAUUAUCUCCGGAAGUAGGUAGGACAAGUAAAGGUUGGGUGCUGAAUUUUUAGGCCAAACACUGCCACACAGGAUGUACUGCUAACUGUAGAACCCUGGGCAGGUCAGUUGCUGGCUUGGAGACUCACUGUGCUCAUCUGUGCCCUUUGCCGCCUACCUCACA